Tricharina praecox is the source of this 585-nucleotide messenger RNA. RefSeq names its product ribosomal protein L24e-domain-containing protein. Gene Ontology annotation, biological process: ribosomal large subunit biogenesis. The record is from RefSeq and is a predicted model, not a curated record. Lineage: Eukaryota; Fungi; Ascomycota; Pezizomycetes; Pezizales; Pyronemataceae. Gene Ontology annotation, cellular component: nucleolus. The coding region runs from base 1 to 585 and encodes 194 amino acids. The transcript has 3 exons.
AUGCGUAUCUUCUCGUGCCACUUCUGCAGCGCUCCCGUCUACCCAAGCAAGGGAAUAACUUUUGUCCGCAACGAUGCCAAAGAGUUCCGUUUCUGCCGGUCGAAAUGCCACAAGAACUUCAAGAUGAAGCGUAACCCCCGUAAACUGAAGUGGACGAAGGCCUUCCGCAAGGCGGCGGGCAAGGAGAUGGUCGUCGACACCACAUUGACGUUCGCCCAACGCCGCCACGUGCCCACGCGGUACAGCCGUGACCUGGUCGCGAAAACGCUCACGGCUAUGCAGCGGGUCGAGGAGAUCCGGCGCCGCCGCGAGCGGGUGUUCUACCGCCAGCGCAUGUCCGGCAACAAGGAGAAGGAGCGCGCGGCGAACCGGAAGAUCGUCGAGGAGAACCAGCACCUGCUACAUCCGAGCCAGCGCACCGUCGUCGAGAAGCUCGAGAAGGACGUCGAGGGUAUGGAUCUCGAGAUGCAGAGCGACGUCGAGGUCGAGAGCGAAGAGGAGGAGGAGGUGCAGCUCGUCAAGGUCCCCGUCAAGGUCGCAAAGAACAAGAAGCAAAAGGUCUCCGCCCGCAUGGAUGUUGACUGA